This is a messenger RNA of Thalassophryne amazonica, 2564 nucleotides long. RefSeq names its product sterile alpha and TIR motif containing 1 (gene sarm1). Gene Ontology annotation, cellular component: dendrite. The record is from RefSeq and is a predicted model, not a curated record. Gene Ontology annotation, molecular function: NAD+ nucleosidase activity; signaling adaptor activity; protein binding. Bases 160 to 2286 code for a protein of 708 amino acids. Gene Ontology annotation, biological process: response to axon injury; signal transduction; negative regulation of MyD88-independent toll-like receptor signaling pathway. The transcript is spliced from 8 exons. NCBI's taxonomy places the organism in Eukaryota, Metazoa, Chordata, Actinopteri, Batrachoidiformes, Batrachoididae.
CCUCUUCUUGACGGGUUGUGUGCGAGUCUUCGUCCUGCCAGACAUGGUGAGAGAUGAUGUAAUUUAGUGUCAUGUUUAAUUUGUAGCAACGAAUUUGGAGACGUGUCUGUCUUGGAUUUGGGGCAUAGGGUCCGCAGUUUUUCUCCGGCCUGUCGGUAGAUGCUUUUUUCUCUGACGCUCUUCCUGUGGAGGCUCUACCGACAUUUCUAUAUCAUGUUUAGUUCAGACAGACUCACAGUCCCGGAUUACGUCAGCCGGCUCCAGAGCCGGAGGAGCACCGACCCCAAAGCGGUCUCUCCGGGGAUGAACGCCGACGUGCAGACGGCGCUGGACUCCUCCAUCCCCGCCCUCCGCUCCGCCAUCAGGAGGCUGAAGUCAGCCCAGGAAACCUCCAGCUCAGAGGAGAGUCGCGGGGCCAUUGCGGAGAUUUUUCAGCUAGUGGAGGAGGCCUGGGUUAUGCCUACAGUGGGCCGUCAGGUGGCCGAAGAGAUCUGCAAAAGGAUCCGGCUGGACGGAGGCCUGGAGGUGCUGCUUCACCUCCAACAGGAUCCUGCUGUGGAGAUCACAUAUGAGUCUGCAAAACUGCUGGAGCAGAUCCUGACUUCAGAGAACAGAGAAUACGUUGCACGAAUAGGUUUGGGGGUGAUCCUCAACCUGACGCGUCAGCAGGAAGAUGCCCAACUGGCCCGCAGUGUCUCUGGGAUCCUGGAACACAUGUUUAAACACACAGAGGAGACAUCUGUUCACCUCAUCUCCAAUGGUGCCCUAGAUGCUCUCCUGUUUUGGUGCAGCGGUACAGAUCCCACAGUUCUGCGCCACUGUGCUGUGGCCCUAGCAAACUGUGCUAUGUAUGGAGGCCACCGAUGCCAGCGAUUGAUGAUAGAGAAAAAGGCAGCUGAAUGGCUUUUCCCACUGGCUUUUUCCAAAGAGGAUGAACUCAUUCGAUUCCAUGCAUGCCUAGCGGUCACUGUGCUAGCGGCUAACCGAGAAAUUGAGAAACAGGUUGUGAAAUCUGGAACGUUGGAACUGGUAGAGCCGUUUAUUGCAUCGUUGGAUCCUGAUGACUUUGCCCGCAGUUUACUGGACAGUGCAGAUUGCAUGCAGGGAAGGACUGCAACGGAUCUUCAACAUCUGCUGCCAUUGCUGGAUGGUACAAGAGUGGAGGGAAAAUGCAUUGCAGCCUUCUAUCUCUGUGUUGAAGCUAGCAUCAAGUCACGCCAAAACAAUACCAGGAUAUUUCAAGAGAUCGGAGCGGUUCAGAGCCUAAAAAGAAUCGUCAUGUACUCCAGUAAUGGUACAGUCUGUGCACUUGCCAAGCGGGCACUAAAUAUGGUGGGAGAAAAGGUACCGAAACGCAUCCUUCCUUGUGUGCCAAACUGGAAAACAUGUGAAGUUCAAACCUGGCUCCAGCAGGUUGGCUUCAGCAACUAUUGUGACCGUUUCCAGGAGCUACAGGUGGAUGGAGACCUCCUGCUAAACAUCACAGACCAGGAUCUGAGGGCUGAUCUGGGAAUAUCUGCAGGUCUUACGUGCAAAAGGUUCUUGAGAGAUUUGCGUGUCUUGAAGACUUACGCCAACUACUCCACAUGUGACCCAAACAAUAUGGCUGACUGGUUAGUUGAGGUGGAUCCUCGCUUCCGUCAGUACACCUAUGGCCUGGUCCAGUCAGGAGUGGAUCGUACUAACGUUCAGAUGCUGACUGAUCAGCAGCUUGAGCACGACUGUCGCAUAGAGAAUGGGGUCCAUAGAGCCAAGAUCCUAGCUGCUAGCCGCCAGCCAUUAAAACAAUGUCAUACAGAUGCUCAACCUUCAGGACCCGACGUGUUCAUCAGCUACAGGCGGUCAACCGGCUCCCAGCUGGCCAGCCUUCUGAAGGUGCACCUGCAGAUUCGAGGAUUCAGCGUCUUCAUUGAUGUUGAGAAAUUGACCGCUGGUAAAUUUGAGGACAAGCUGAUUCAGAGUGUGCAGAGGGCACGUAACUUCAUCCUGGUCCUGUCUGCCAACGCUCUCGACAAGUGCAUGGGCGACACUGCCACAAAGGACUGGGUGCAUAAGGAAAUCGCCACGGCCUUGGCUUCUAAGAAGAAUAUCGUUCCUGUCACAGAUAAUUUCAGCUGGCCAGACCCAAUGUCUCUACCAGAAGACAUGAGAUCUAUUCUCAAGUGCAAUGGCAUCCAGUGGUCCCAUGAAUACCAGGAUGCCACAAUUGAGAAGAUCCUACGCUUUCUGAAAGGAAACCCAGACCAAGAUGACUGUCCCGAUGGCUCCAGAGAACAAAAAAAAUAAGUAAACAUUCAGCUGUUGCUACUUUAACUGCAGAUGAUGCCAAAGAAAACAUGGCUUAUUAUGAAAUGGCCAGCAGCUGUCGUUAAUCUGCUCAAAUGCUCCUGAAAUGAAUUUGAUAAAUGCUUACACGGUAGCUGCAAAAAUAGGUACAGUGACAUAUAAUACUGUGGGAGGGCAGAGUGUGUGUGUACUAAACUAUGAGCCUUAUUCGUACCACAAUACUGCUGUAAAUGUGUCUUCAGGUUUUUCUCAGGAAAGUAACUGAUAUAUAUCAGCCA